AUGGCGGUGAACAACAGGGAGGAGGAGGGCGAGAUGAACCUAGAGCUCACCCUCUGCUACACCCCUCCGCCGUCGCCCGAGCCACCCUUGGUCGGAUUCUUCCUCUGCAUGUACUGCGACCGCAAGUUCGACAGCUCGCAGGCGCUGGGCGGCCACCAGAACGCGCACAAGUACGAGCGCAGCCUGGCCAAGCGCCGCCGGGAGAUCGCCGCCGCGUUGCGCGCGCACGGGGCGCCGCCCGCGGCAGAUGGCGCCGGCGCCGCCAGGUACUCCAGCCCAGCAGCAGCUCAGAAGGCGGUGAGCGUGGAGGCGCAGCAGCACCGUGCAGCUCCGAAGGUAAGGGAGGAAGCGCACCAGGGCGCUUCUGCUCCCGAGCUCGGCGGCAUCGCGCGCGGCAACAGCUCGCCGGAGUACGGCGUCGAGUGCCCCCACGGGCUGGACUUGUCUCUCAGGCUGUAA
Messenger RNA from Oryza sativa Japonica Group (Japanese rice), 459 nucleotides. RefSeq names its product zinc finger protein GIS3. NCBI's taxonomy places the organism in Eukaryota, Viridiplantae, Streptophyta, Magnoliopsida, Poales, Poaceae. Gene Ontology annotation, molecular function: DNA-binding transcription factor activity. The record is from RefSeq and is a predicted model, not a curated record.